This is a messenger RNA of Rattus rattus (black rat), 1369 nucleotides long. Its product is annotated as protein Jade-3-like. NCBI's taxonomy places the organism in Eukaryota, Metazoa, Chordata, Mammalia, Rodentia, Muridae. The transcript is spliced from 3 exons. The coding region runs from base 144 to 647 and encodes 167 amino acids. Gene Ontology annotation, cellular component: histone acetyltransferase complex. Gene Ontology annotation, biological process: regulation of transcription by RNA polymerase II. The record is from RefSeq and is a predicted model, not a curated record.
UCAUAAAAGUCUUAUAAAGAAUAAGAAAUAGAUUAAAAGAAUAAAAGAAAAUAGAUUAGGGUUUUAGCAGAAGAUAAACAAGGACUUAUUUUGUCAAUUUUAUAUUUUUCUGUGCAGGUUAUGGCCCAAUUGAUGAGACUCUUAUGGAGAAGACAAUAGAAGUUCUGGAACGCCACUGCCAUGAAAAUAUGAACCAUGCUAUUGAGACAGUGGAAGGGCUAGGAAUAGAAUAUGAUGAAGAUGUGAUCUGUGAUGUGUGCCGGUCUCCAGACAGUGAAGAAGGGAAUGAUAUGGUAUUCUGUGAUAAGUGUAACGUCUGUGUGCAUCAGGCUUGCUAUGGCAUCCUCAAGAUUCCAGAAGGCAGUUGGCUGUGCCGCUCCUGUGUCCUCGGAAUUUAUCCACAGUGCGUCUUAUGUCCUAAGAAAGGUGGAGCCAUGAAGACCACCAGGACAGGGACUAAAUGGGCUCAUGUCAGCUGUGCCCUGUGGAUUCCAGAAGUCAGUAUCGCUUGUCCUGAGAGAAUGGAGCCUGUCACAAAAAUCUCUCACAUCCCACCUAGCCGGUGGGCCUUAGUUUGCAACCUGUGCAAGUUGAAGACAGGAGCUUGUAUUCAGGUAAGUACCCUGAGAAUUGGUGGAAUGAACUAAAACCAAGCCUGCAUGGCUCAUGGUCCCAGUAAGAAUGUCCUGUUAACCCAGAAAUCACUUAAGAAGCUACCCACUCAUGUGCAGGAUGCUGCUAUUCCAUAGACCAUUUGUGAAAAUCUUUCAGAUGUUGCUUCUGGACCUGAUUCAGCCUGUUUUUCCCCAAAGGAAAUGUAUGUAGGUGGGUGCCCCCAAACAUCAUAAGAGAGUGUUAGGUUCCCUGGAGCUGGAAUUACAAGUGAGCCACCCAGCAUGAGUCCUGAGAAUUGAACUUGGAUACUCUGAAAGUACAGUAAAUGUUCUUAACCAGUAAGCUAUCUCUCCAACCCUUAGCUUAUUCUUUUCAACUUCAUAUUGGUUACCAGUAAUAGUGAUAAACAUGUUUGGUCCAAAUUCUCAAGAAAUUGAGGCAGAAGAAAUCAUUUCACCUCAGGAGUUCAAGGCUAGCCUAAACAACAAAGGGAGACCCCUUCUCAAAAUAAUAUUCAUAAUGGUAUUUAACCUUCAUCUUUUAGUAUCAGAGCUCAUGUGUUAACGAGACUCUGAAGCUGAGUGAUUCAUUCUGAGAGGGAAUAAGCUAUAACUCUUAAAUAUAUUUCAUCCAUUAACUGUCAAUGAAUUUAAGAUCCACUAUGAUUAGAUAGAUGGUUCUGUAAAACAUUUGGGUGUGGAAAGGUACAUUUGAAUAGGUAAAGUCUGGUGAAUAGUUUUAAAAAUCAUUCUUA